UCAGUUAGAAUCAAAGAGAGCACGUUUUUUCUUUAAAACAAUUUAUCACACACACACAUUUUCCUACUAUCAAUUCCUGUUCUUCAGUUUCCCCAAGGGGAAGGUAAAAUAUUGAGCUCUAGGAUGAAGGUUCCCCGCAAGAAGGCACAGACCUGUUUGAGAUUGGACUUUUCUGAGUAGAAGUGUCCCGGAAACAGAAUCCUGGAACGACAUGAUGGAAGGGUCCCCACUUGGAGCCGCUGUGUGGCAGUCACAUUUUUCAGAGUCACAUCAUUCCCAUCUGAUUCUAGAAAUCUGCUGUGAGUUCAGAGACAGAUCCCAGCCUCCCUGCCACAUCUGGUUGUGUGUGACGUCAGGGCAGAUGUGGCCCUGGUGGGGAUUUUCUAGGUCGGCCUGUGCUGUAGGAAAGGCCUGCUGUCUCAUGAUUUCCUUCUUCCCCAAUCCUGCCAUUCGUCAAAAGAAAGAUCCUAACGAGGAGGGAAAAAUUGUGUAGCAAGUCUAAAAGUCCACAUCCAGGUGAAUUUAUGUUUCCUCUUUGUUCGUAAAAUGCAAUUUUGUUCUUACUACAUGGAAACACUUGCUUUUGUUUUCCUGAAAUGUCCAGGGACCUGUCCUAGGCCUUCCUUUCCAGUGAAUGAUGGACCAUGCAGAUGGAUCCUCCUCUUCACUGGCUUCCAAAUGCCCUUCACUCGUUCAAAUCAUUCCUCUGCAGUCAUGUUUUGUAAUGGUAUAGAAAUGCAUAUCCUGGAGUUUAAAGUUAAAACUUUGUUUUAUUGAGAUUAAUGUUUAGAUAGAAUCACAUCGUCGAUCUUCUCCAAAGACCUCAGUUUAAAAGUAUGACAGGAUCAGAGAUAGUUCGGCUGGUGGUCAGUGAGUGAUAAUGAUCAUCUGCUUUGUAAGAAUUUUAGGAUUGGGAAUGUGAUUAGAAGUCUGAGGGUAGAAAUCUGUGUGAAUAUGAGCAGGGUUUUUUCCAGGGAAUCAAUGAGUUGAAAUUUAUGAAAUUUAUAAAGAGUUAGUCAUAAGGAAAAAAAAAGUACAUAUGAGGGAAGUCAAAUAUUGAGCUGUAGGAUGAAGGUUCCCAGCAAGAAGUUAUGAGGUAAAGUAAUAGAGUGAUGAACAAUAAUAUUCAAAUUUUACAUUUUAUAUGAAUCUCAUUUACUAACAUCGGAAUUUAAAAACACUUAACAAGGAUUAUAUCCAAAAUGAUACUUCAGGGAAAUAGAGGAGAACCAAACACUGUUCUGUCUGCUUUGCACAAAUUUUCUUAUUCAGACUGCAGAUGCUGCUCACCUGACUUGUGUUCAGAGAAGAAUCUUAAUAGUGAAAAGGCCUUGUUGAAUUGAAGAAGAAUUCAUGUUCAAGAACUGCCCUGGAUUCUCUGGACUCUAUGCUUCUCCAAUUGAGGAAGCCCAAGGAGAACUGACCAGUUCAUACAGUUCUAAAACUAUGGCCCAUGUGUCAUUGGCUUUCAGGGAUGUGGCCAUAGACCUUUCCCAAGAGGAGUGGGAGUGCCUGGACCCUGUGCAGAGGGACUUGUAUAAGGAUGUGAUGUUGGAGAACUACAGCAACCUGGUCUCACUGGGAUGUGCCAUUCCUAAGCCAGAUGUGAUCACUUUAUUGGAGCAAGAGAAAGAGCCCUGGGUGGUGAUGAGGGAAGGGACAAGGAAUUGGUACCCAGGCCUGUGUUUAUGGCAAGAGUGACACUAUGUGAUUUUCAAGACUGAGUCACAAAAGGCAAUACAGCUUCUGCCUGAUCCACUUGGGAUGCUUACCCUUGAAGCCCAGCCACCGUGCUAUGAAGAUGUCAAGUAACCACACAGAGAAGCUAAGUAAAGGUGGACUAUGGCCCUAGUUUAGUUCCUAGGUAACAGCCAGCUUCAAGCACUGGGGGUGUGAGUGUGUGAGCAUUCAGAUGAUUCUAACCCUUAGCCUCAGAGCAUCCCAGCUGGUGCCAAGUGGAGCAGAGACAAGCCUUCCCCCAUGAGCCUGCCCAAAUUGCAGAUUCAUGAGUAAAAUAAAUACUGUCUUUCUUUCAAA
Molecule: messenger RNA, 2037 nt
Organism: Lemur catta (Ring-tailed lemur)
Lineage: Eukaryota; Metazoa; Chordata; Mammalia; Primates; Lemuridae
Product: zinc finger protein 546-like
Exons: 5
Coding region: 1354-1701 (115 amino acids)
Biological process (GO): regulation of DNA-templated transcription
Source: RefSeq, a predicted model, not a curated record